AUGUGCGGGGGGGGGCGACUAGCGGUGGGGCGCGGGCGGCGAUGGGUGUUCUUGCGGGGGGGUGCGUCGGCUACUGGGGGUGGGCGCGCCGGGGGGGGGGGGCUGUGGGGGUCGUGGGCUUGGGCGGGGCGCGUGGCUGCGCAGGGCGUGCGGGUUGUGGCUGCGAGAGGUCUGGUUGGGCAGCGGGGGGGGGUGUGUGGGCGGGAGCAGCGGGGGCGGAACUGCGGGUGCGGCGGGUCAUGCUGGUCGCCUGCUUGGACGGGCUGCGGGUGGGGCUGUGUGUUGGUGGGUGGUGGGGAGGGUGCGGCCGAGGCGGCGGUAGCGCCUGCGCUGCUGGGGCGCGUCGGCAGCUGUCCUGCGGGAGCGGUGCUAUCGGGGGUACCGUGUGGGGGGUCCUGCCGCUGCCGGCCAGCCGACGGGGGCGUCGGGGUUGCGGUGGUUGGAACUGCGGGGGGGCACUGCGACUGCGUGGGGGGGGGGGUGGGUGGGGGGGGGGCGCGUUUGGAGCCGGACUGCUUGGGUGCGGGGGGCGGUGAGGAACUGCGGGGGGGGAAUGCUGGCGGGCGUGAUCGGUUCGUGGUGGGGGUGGUGAUCGGCGGAACUGCGGCUGCGGCGGAUAACAGCUGUGGUCGAUUUCAGCGGGGUGGCUGGUGA
Molecule: messenger RNA, 654 nt
Organism: Dicrocoelium dendriticum
Lineage: Eukaryota; Metazoa; Platyhelminthes; Trematoda; Plagiorchiida; Dicrocoeliidae
Source: the annotation of a GenBank genome assembly